Molecule: messenger RNA, 618 nt
Organism: Caenorhabditis remanei
Lineage: Eukaryota; Metazoa; Nematoda; Chromadorea; Rhabditida; Rhabditidae
Exons: 7
Coding region: 1-618 (205 amino acids)
Biological process (GO): positive regulation of Notch signaling pathway
Molecular function (GO): Notch binding
Source: RefSeq, a predicted model, not a curated record
AUGCGUCGAUUGAUCUUUAUUCUUGUUACUGUAGCUAUCAGUGAAUGCCGAGAGUUCGACUCAUAUGAGAGUGAAAGCAGAUGGUCUGAACCGAGAUUACGAAUAUCAACACUCGAUGUAGGUGAAUAUUGUGCGACCUACCACGAGAACUACUCCUAUUACUGUAGGGGUAUUUGGACCGCGGAGAAAUUGCACAAGCAUCGGCGGAUAAUGGACAAAAUUGGAAAGUUCUGUCCGAGUUACAAAACGGCGUGUAUCACGAGAACGAGAAACGACCCCGAAGAGGAUAGAGAACGAAAGGAAGAACACAAGAAAGAAUUGACGGAUGAUGUUGGAGAUAUGCUUUUUGACGAUCUGAUGAGAAAGCUCGAAAAGAUAGUUCCAUGUCGUCCAAACUGUGAUGUAUCUGUUCAUCCGCAUUGUACUCGUCGGUGUAAGUGUGAAUACGAGUACAAACGAAUGCAGAAAUGGUGUAAGCCGUCGAGAAUUGAGGAGAGAUUCAAAUACUUUUGCAGAAUAUGGUAUAUGUCCUGCUCUACAUAUAUCGAAGAAAUCGAUCCUGACAUGGCGGAGCAGUUUGUUUCUCAAUAUCAACACAACGGGAACUACUACGGUUAA